This is a messenger RNA of Artibeus jamaicensis (Jamaican fruit-eating bat), 768 nucleotides long. RefSeq names its product proteasome maturation protein (gene POMP). Gene Ontology annotation, cellular component: nucleus; cytoplasm. Gene Ontology annotation, biological process: proteasome assembly. NCBI's taxonomy places the organism in Eukaryota, Metazoa, Chordata, Mammalia, Chiroptera, Phyllostomidae. The record is from RefSeq and is a predicted model, not a curated record. The transcript is spliced from 6 exons. Bases 154 to 666 code for a protein of 170 amino acids.
CCAACUCACCCUCCUCCCAGCCCACACCCUGGCGUCGCCCUUGGCCCCAGGUCCCCCACGACUGCAGGCGUGGGAGCUCCUGCCCCGCGCCGCUCCCGACAGAGGCCCCGCGCCCUCUUUCCUUCCUUGCUGGGACGGACGCACUUCCGGCGGAUGUGGGGGGGGAAAGCCUCGGAAACGGAAGUGAGUGGCGGGCUGACCGUAAGGUUGCUUAGAGGCCGUUUACAGAGCAAGCCGAAGAUGAAUACCAGAGGACUUGGAUCUCAGCUAAAGGACAGUAUUCCAGUUACGGAACUUUCAGCAAGUGGACCUUUUGAAAGUCAUGAUCUUCUUCGAAAAGGUUUUACUUGUGUGAAAAAUGAACUUUUGCCCAGUCAUCCUCUUGAAUUAUCAGAAAAAAAUUUCCAGCUCAACCAAGAUAAAAUGAAUUUUUCCACACUGAGAAACAUCCAGGGUCUGUGUGCUCCACUAAAAUUGCAAAUGGAAUUCAAGGCAGUGCAACAGGUUCAGCGUCUUCCAUUUCUUCCAAGCUCAAACCUUUCACUGGAUAUUUUGAGGGGUAAUGACGAAACUAUUGGAUUUGAGGAUAUUCUUAAUGACCCAUCACAAAGUGAACUAAUGGGAGAACCACACUUGAUGGUGGAGUAUAAACUAGGUUUGCUGUAAUGCAGUGAGCUGACCGUGGAAAUGGAGGGGCUGCAUCGUGUUUAUAUCGCCUUUUUACUACAGUUGUAUGUGUACGAUAUUAAAAGUACUGAUGCAUGAGAA